Leptidea sinapis is the source of this 3336-nucleotide messenger RNA. Its product is annotated as peroxisomal membrane protein PMP34-like. The record is from RefSeq and is a predicted model, not a curated record. Gene Ontology annotation, biological process: mitochondrial transport. Gene Ontology annotation, molecular function: AMP transmembrane transporter activity; ATP transmembrane transporter activity; NAD transmembrane transporter activity. The transcript has 4 exons. Gene Ontology annotation, cellular component: mitochondrial membrane; peroxisomal membrane. Lineage: Eukaryota; Metazoa; Arthropoda; Insecta; Lepidoptera; Pieridae. The coding region runs from base 174 to 1016 and encodes 280 amino acids.
AAAAAAAGUUCAGACGUCAAACUUCAAAGAACCAGCUUCAAAAUCAAAGCAUUUCAAUUUUCAAAGUUCAAAGCAUUCGGAAAAAUUAGAGAUGAUUCAAGACUCGAGCACAACUUUACAAAAAUAUACAUAAUGCAAGUUUAAUUUAGUUCGUGUAUCGUAAAUUGACGAACAUGGCACCAUCAAUGUUCAGUUAUGAAACAUUGGUACAUGCAACGGCAGGAGCAACGGGCAGCAUUGUUGGUAUGGCUGCAUUUUAUCCCUUGGACACACUGCGGUCGAGACAACAAGUUCAGGAUUCUCCGAAACUGAACAAUGGGACAACAUGGGAAUUAUUACUCAAGAUUGCUAAUGAAGAAGGAUUGGAUUCUCUGUACCGUGGAUUGUGUCCUGUUUUACAGUCUUUGUCAAUGUCUAAUUUCAUUUAUUUUUAUACCUUUCAUGCUUUAAGACGGACUGCCACUAGUCAUUCAUCUGCAUUGAAAGAUCUUCUCUUCGGAGUUAUUGCGGGCAGUAUUAAUGUUUUGCUUACAUCACCACUCUGGGUGGUGAACACUAGAAUGAAGUUAGAAAAAGAUCUGUAUGCUAGUCUUUCAGCCGGUCUGCUUGAUGUAUUUAAAAAAGAAGGUGUAAAAGGUUUAUGGUCCGGGACUGUGCCAUCAUUGCUUUUGGUUUCAAAUCCAGCAAUACAAUUUAUGAUAUAUGAGUCCCUGAAAAGGUAUUUACUGUCAACUAAGAAUUUUAAUACUUACACUGCUUUUCUAGCUGCUGCUGCAGCUAAAGCCAUAGCCACCACCGUAACAUAUCCAUUACAACUUAUUCAGUCAAGAUUGAGAGCAGGCAACAGUCUAAAACCAAUGAUCAAAGAUAUUAAAUCGAAUCCAUUAAUUUUAUUCAGAGGACUAGAGGCUAAAGUGCUGCAGACUGUCAUGACAGCAGCCUUGAUGUUUGUUACUUAUGAAAAAAUUGUAAGGUUAGUUCUGACAAUCAUGAGAAUUCGAGUGGCACGGAAAUAAAACUAGGAAUAUCUGUAUGCUUUUAAUAUUAUUUUGACGGUGGGGCUAUAGUAUCGGGACAGGCCGUUAAAUAUCGCGGUGAUGGACGUUUGAUAAAAGAAUAUGAAUUGACUCAUUGCGACGCUAGGUGGUGGUACAUUCAUGACAUUAAAUGCUUUCAUAGCGUCACUUGACACUUUCUUUUUUCAUUGUGGACCGUGAGCGAGAGCGAGAAAAAAAAAACAAUAAAGUCAUUGUGUUUCUCGAAAUUGUACAAUCACAAACAGUUCCUUAAUUUUUAAAUAACAAAAGUUGCCAAAUAAGUGUUACACACAGCAUUAAAGUCAUUGAUAUUACAUAGAUUAACAUACCUAUUAUUAAUAUAAAUUGACAUCUUUUCUGUCAAGUUAUGUGGAAUAAUUGCAGAUUUUAAUGGAUUAAUCCGGUGUGUCGAUUGAUAUUUGAUUAAGCUGGGAUAUAUACAGAAUAUAUUCAUGUAUGUAAUACUAAAUUCACACGUAUGUCACGUUUAUUGCCUAGAAUGAAUCUUGGCGUUUCCUGUUAGCGUGGCCCCAGUAUAAGGAAACAAUAAAUGUAAUAAUAAUGAAACAAUGUAUUAUGUAUUAAGUGUUUAAUGUGUGCUUUUAUUUUGUUAUACAAAUACAUAUGUAUUUGAGGAAAAUAACUUAAUUAUUAUUAUGUAUAAAUGCAGUGGCGUAGCGAGCCUUGGCGGGCCCGGUAUAAAAAUUUGCUUCACGGCCCUUAUGAAAGGUAAAGAUUUCUCACAAAAAAAAAAAAAAAUGUUUUAUUCAUCAUAAUUAUCUGGGUUACUUUUUCCAAAAUGUUUACAAACAAAUUAAAUAUAUGCUCUUCUUGCCUUUUUUCGGCAAGCAGCAAAAGCGGGGGGCCUGUUUAAUUGUUCGCGGCGGGAGCUUCCCCUGUGUAAAUCCCAGUGUUCUGAUAUUUUUUUAUUGAAAUCAGUAUAUUUAUUUCUGGGUUUUCUGCAAAUAAUAAUAAUGUUAUCUCUAGUUAAUACUCGAUACACUUUAUCAAUCUGCAUUGUUCUUUCAAUACAUUCCAGUAUUGCUGCGUUUGAGUUUAUAUUUAUUUAAUUUAUAAACUUAUGAUGAAAGGAAAAUAUGCGUUUAGCUUUAUUAUUUAGAGAAGCGGUUUUAUAAUAAGGAAACAGUGUCAAGGGGUCUAAGAGAUUUUAUUCUAACUCAUCUCCAUUCUUUUCUAAGCUUUACCUAUAAGACUGCAAUACUCUCUUAUUGAAUAAUUAUUGGUAUAGUCUCUUUCUAGUUUUUCUUUUAUAAAAGGGGGCAAACGGGCAAGAGGCUCACGUGAGGUAACCGACCGUGGACAUCUACAAAACCAGGGUUCAAGAGAAACGUUGAUGUCAUUUGUUGAAGUUGAAGGUCCCUAAGUCGUAUCACUAUAGUGAGAUUAUAAAAUGAUAUUGUUAGCAAAUAUUUAGUUAAUUUUAUUAAGAUGGAGAGCAUAGUUGCAUCUCGUGUCACUCGUGCCAAUAAAGAAACGAAUCUGAAAUGGCGAUCACUAAUGAUUCGCUCUUACAUGUUAUAUCAUUUAUCUGCCAUCCCUGUUUCAAAGUCAUUUAGAACUGUUUUGCCGCCAUUUUAGUCUCUUUAUUGGUGACAGGUAGAUGAAUAGGUACCGCAGAGACGCCUUUUCUGCCGUAAGCAGUAGUGUUAAAAUUAUUGUAAUUUGGUUUGAGAGCUGCGAAGGUGAGUGAAUGUCGAGAUACUAUACGGAUUUUUGGUUCUAUAAAUAAUCCUGAGUGGCACUACAUUGUAAUGCAGAGGGUAUCAUAAUAUCAAUAUUACUAUCAGAUUAGGGCGUCUUGGCUCUUGCUCGUGUUGUCACUUUUUCUUAUAAAAUAUAUUUACAAUAAUUUAUACAUUACAUAAUAUGUAUAUUAUAGUCAGAACAAUAUUUUUGUUUCGUGGAUUUCAUAUUAUUUUUGUAUUUUUGCCCAUAAUUUAUUACUUGUUCGUGAUGAAAUGAUAAAAUUUAAAUAGGUUUGCGGGUGAUAUAAUUUUGGUAAUGGUAAUACUAACAAUAGUUGAACUAUGAAGUGAAAAUGUUACCAAAAAUGUUUCAAAAUUAUUAAUUAGCACUUUUUAAAAUGUGUGCCAAAGAAAAUGUUAAUUUAUAUUUUGUUUAUCUGUGAUUAUUAUACUUAAUUUAUUUUUAUUAAUUGGCCAGUGUGUGUUUGUUAUUGUUUUAAUACUAUACAUGGAUUUGUUGCAAUAAUUUAGUGGUUAAAGUGGUUGGGUUGCGGAUAGAAGGGAAUAAAAUAAAAAUUAUGAAAAAUAUAAAA